Aureobasidium uvarum is the source of this 623-nucleotide messenger RNA. The record is from the annotation of a GenBank genome assembly. Lineage: Eukaryota; Fungi; Ascomycota; Dothideomycetes; Dothideales; Saccotheciaceae.
CAAGUGUCGGCAUGGAGACACCUACAACACAAACCACCAAAUCACGCUCUUUUACGAAUAUUUUUAUUACGAUACUUCUUCAACUUUUGCUCUGGUCUAGCCUUUUUCCUCUUUGCGUUCAAAUAUCUCUUUUCGCUCUUUCCAAGGUUGACAAAUCCUUGUUUCUAACUGAUGUUAUCUGCAUGGCAGCAGCUGGAACGUCACUUUUCGUUAUUCUUUUACACAGUCUCAUCGUAAGGCUCCAACAGAGCGUCUUUAGCAAAUGGGCCAAGGUGAUUGCAACAUUUUGCAGAGUCUUGGUCCUCUUCCUGUCAUGUACAGCAGUGCUGUUGUGGAUUACUACAGUCGGGCUGGGGGUCAUCUUCACUCUUGCAAGACAACCAACAUGUCGGCCAGCUAGUUUCGACACUCAUGACAUGUGGAGAAAGGGUCAAGUGUGUUACGUUCAAAGGGCAGGUCUAGUUGUCAGCAUGCUAGCAUUCAGGGCUGUUCGGAUCAGGACAGGCAAAAGUCUGCAUAUCGCCAUCGGACCUUGGGAGAAAGACUCCAAGGGUGACGAGGCAGUCGAACCUCUCGUUCAAGUGCCGCUCAUUACUAUCUCCAAUCGUCNGCAUCGUCGCCUC